Molecule: messenger RNA, 791 nt
Organism: Myripristis murdjan (pinecone soldierfish)
Lineage: Eukaryota; Metazoa; Chordata; Actinopteri; Holocentriformes; Holocentridae
Gene: lrrc3
Product: leucine rich repeat containing 3
Exons: 1
Cellular component (GO): plasma membrane
Molecular function (GO): protein binding
Source: RefSeq, a predicted model, not a curated record
UUUGAUACCUUUGCCCUGUUAUGGGGCUUGUUCAUUGGAAUAUAUUUUGCAAGUACACUAGUUAUGGCUUGUCCAAAAAGCUGUCACUGCAUGGAGAAAAGUGGCUUGACUGUGGUCCAGUGUAUGUCUCGCAACUUGGAGAACAUCCCAUCAGAUCUUCCACGGGAUACCGUCGUCCUGCUCCUGGCAUCCAACCACAUCACCAAGAUCCCCAACCAGGCUUUCAAAGAACUCUACCGCCUUCAAGAGCUGGACCUUUCUAACAAUGAAAUCGAGACUGUGGACGUUGGAGCCUUUCAAGGUGUCUCGGACAGUCUCCGAGUCCUGGACCUCUCAAACAACCGCAUCCAAAGUGUCCCCAAAGAGGCGUUUUCUCGUCUCCGUGCAAAAAUUAGCCUCUCAAACAACCCCUGGCACUGUGAGUGCACAUUGCAGGAGGUCCUGAGGGAGCUUCGGCUGGACCCAGACACAGUGAAUGAGGUGAACUGCCACACGGCGGUGCAGGAGGAAUAUGCGGGGAAACCGGUAAUCCAGGUGCUGGACUCAGGGAUCAACUUCUGCAACUUUCACCACAAGACCACUGACGUAGCCAUGUUCGUCACCAUGUUCGGAUGGUUCACCAUGGUGAUUGCAUACGUCAUCUACUAUGUGAGACACAAUCAGGAAGACGCCAGGAGGCACCUGGAGUACCUUAAGUCUCUGCCCAGCAGCUCUCAGAUCAGCAAGGACUUUGACACCAUCAGCACUGUUCUCUAGCAGGCCCCUCUGUGGCUCAGGAGGUUUGUGUGUGU